AAGAGUCCAAACUCCAAAUCCAACAGAUUUGCCCUAUUUUAAAUGUGUUUGAGAAAAACCUUAUCUUCCGAACCUGUACGAACCACACCAAAUAUCAGAAACCCUCAAACUCGAAGGUCCAAUUAGCUCCUCGGGUUCGCUCCCAGGCCCAAUCUCCAUUUCUCUCCGGUGAGCCCUCCUUCUUUCUCUCUCUUCUCUGCAAAGCCCUAGAUCUCACUCCGGUGAGGCUCAGGCCUCGCUUUCUGCUUCGGAUCCGCUUUUCACACUCCAAUCCUCUUCACGUAUAUAUAUCUGCAAUUUUAUUUCUAGGUGAAGCAGGAAGGUACAUAUCAAAAUAAAAUAUGGUUACUGUUGAAGAUAAAGUGGUUGUGACCCCUGAUGUGAAAAAUGCACCUGUCAGUACUGGUUUUCAACCCAGCAAUGAUCUGGUAAAUUCGGAAAAUCAGUCAGACCAUAAUGUGGAAAUAUCGGAGCCUCAGCCUGAUAAGGAUCUCUCCAAUUUCCAGGCAGAGCCUAACAAAGUACUUGUGGCAUCUGAAGUCCAGGCUCCUAGUGGCAAUAAAAUUGAAGACACGUUGCCCAAUGCCGAAGAACCUCCUAGUAGUGAGUUGGAGAAUCUUGAGACACCACCCAACGACCAGUCAAGCAAUGAUGAGGGCCCACACAACAAGCAGCAUGUUGAUUCUGUAGCAUCAUUCAAGAAUCCAUCAGAAAGCUCUGAAGAUGUAGCUGAUGAUAAGCUUGUUAGUUCUGAAGCUCCUCUUGACCAGAAUCCUGUGUCUGAGACACCAUCAAGCGAUCAGUUGGUCACCUCCGAGACACUUCCAGAUAAUGGCGUGGUAGAUUCUGAACAUCAGACCAGUAAUGAUGUGGUUGUAUCUGAAACACAGCACAGCGAUGAGGUGGUAGCAGAACAAAACAAUGAGGUGGUUUUGCCUGCAACGGUUCAAAGGGAGGAGGUGGUUUUAUCUGAAACACAGCAAAGAGAUGAGGCAGUUUUAUCUGAAACACAACGAGGUGAUGAGGCAGUUUUAUCAGAAAAACAGCAAAGCCAUGAUGCAGUUUUAUCUGAAACACAGCAAAGCCAGGAGACAGUGUUAUCUGAAACACAGCAAAGCCAGGAGGCGGUUUUAUCUGAAACACAGCAAAGCCAGGAGGCGGUUUUAUCUGAAACACAGCAAAUCAAUGGGUCGGUUUUAUCUGAAACACAGCAAAUUAAUGGGGUUUUUUUAUCUGAAACGCAGCAAAUAAAUGGGGAAGAUUUAUCUGAAACACAGGAGGCAGUUUUAUCUGAAACACAGGAGGCAGUUUUAUCUGAAACACAGGAGGUGGUUUUAUCUGAAACACAGCAAAGUAAUGAGGCAUUUUUAUCUGAAACACAGCAAAGCAAUGAGAUGCUUACUUCUGAAACUCAGCCCAGCAAUGAUGUAGUCAUGUCAGAUGUACAACCCAACAGUGAGCCACAGGUGUCUGGCUCACUGCCCAGCAAUGAGAUAGUCAUGCCUGAGAGACAGGUCAGCAAUGAGACUGUCGUACAUGAGGCACAGACCAGCAAUGAUGUGAUCAUGUCUGAAGCUUUGCCUGAAAAUGAGACGGUACAUUCUGCAGCUGAUCCUAACAAUCAGCUCUCUCAUCCUGAAUCUCUUUCUCAGCAUCAUCAUUAUUCUGAUUUACACAUGAUUCCUGAAGAUCAGCUACCUCAACCUGAAUCACUGCCCAAUUCUGAUCCACUGCCUGCUUCUGAAUCACUGCCAGACAGCCAUCUCACAGACAUCAAACCAAUAUCUCAUAAUCAUCUUGCACAGUAUGAUACACUACCCAACAGUCAUAUGCACCAUUCUGAGGCAGUGGCCAACGAUCAACUAGUAGCUCACUCUGAGGCGUUGUCCCAUGAACACAUGCCAAACUCUCAUUUGUUGCCACACUAUGGGCUGCAAAACAGUGAAACGAUGCUCGACAAUCAGUUAGUCAAUUCUCAACCGCACUAUGAGAUAGUCAACGCUAGCAACAUACCCAGCUAUGAGAUAGUCAAUGCUGAGACUCCAUUGAACAGUGAGGAACCUACUCCUGAAACUCAGCCAAGCAAGAGGAGAAAAAAGAAGUCUAUAGUCUGGGAACACUUCACCAUAGAGACAGUCAGUCCUGGAUGUAGAAGAGCAUGCUGCAAGCAAUGCAAGCAAAGUUUUGCUUACAGUACUGGUUCAAAGGUUGCUGGUACUAGUCACCUCAAACGCCACAUUGCCAAGGGGACAUGCCCAGCUCUUUUGCGUAGCCAAGAUCAUAACCAAUUCAGUCCAUAUACUCCACGGUCAAGGGGAAGUGAUGCUGGCAAUGCUAGCAGUGCACCAAAGCGACGCUAUAGGUCCCCUAAUACUCCUUACAUAAUAUUUGAUCAAGAUCGUUGCCGUCAUGAGAUUGCUAGGAUGAUCAUUAUGCAUGAUUACCCCCUUCACAUGGUUGAGCAUCCGGGAUUUGUUGCAUUUGUCCAAAAUCUGCAGCCGCAGUUCAAUAUGGUUACAUUUAACACAGUUCAAGGAGAUUGUGUUGCAACGUACCUGAUGGAAAAGCAGUGUGUUAUGAAGUAUUUUGAGGGAUUACCUGGACGUUUGUGUUUGACACUGGAUGUUUGGACCUCAAGCCAGUCUGUAGGAUAUGUAUUUAUAACUGGACAUUUUGUUGAUAGUGAUUGGAAGUUGCAGAGGAGAGUUCUUAAUGUUGUGAUGGAGCCAUACCCUAACUCUGAUUCUGCUCUCAGCCAUGCUAUAUCUGUUUGCAUUUCUGAUUGGAAUUUGGAGGGCAGGGUGUUUUCUAUCACUUGUGAUCAGACUCCGAGUGAAGUUGCCCUUGGGAAUCUCAGACCAUUACUCUCUGUAAAGAAUCCACUUAUCCUCAAUGGUCAGUUGCUGGUAGGAAAUUGCAUUGCCCGAACCUUCAGCAAUGUUGCAAAUGAACUAUUAGGCUCCGUGCAUCUUGUUGUAAAAAAGAUCAGAGACAGUGUAAAAUAUGUGAAGACUUCAGAAUCACAUGAGGAAAAAUUCCUGGAGCUCAAGCAGCAUCUUCAGGUCCCCAGUGAAAGGAACCUUUUUAUUGAUGACCAAACCCAGUGGAAUACUACAUAUCAGAUGCUGGUGGCAGCUUCUGAACUUAAGGAAGUGUUUUCUUGUUUGGACACUUCUGAUCCUGAUUACAAGGGAGCCCCAUCAAUGCAAGAUUGGAAGUUGGUUGAGACCAUCUGCACGUACUUAAAGCCCCUUUUUGAUGCAGCAAACAUUCUUACCACGGCAACUCAUCCCACUAUUAUCACCUUUUUCCAUGAAGUUUGGAAAUUGCAGUUGGAUCUGUCUCGGGCUGUUGUGAAUGAGGAUCCUUUUAUCAGCAACCUUACUAAACCCAUGCAACAUAAAAUUGACAAGUACUGGAAAGAUUGUAGUCUGGUUUUGGCAAUUGCAGUAGUUAUGGAUCCUCGAUUCAAGAUGAAGCUUGUUGAGUUUAGUUUCACAAAAAUCUAUGGCGAGGAUGCCCAUGUAUAUGUCAAGAUUGUUGAUGAUGGGAUUCAUGAGCUGUUCCACGAGUAUGUGACCCUUCCCCUGCCACUGACCCCUGCUUAUGCAGAUGAAGGAGGUGCUGGAAGCCAUAUGAAGACAGAGGGGUCUCCAGGAGGAACUCUGUUGUCAGAUAAUGGAUUAACAGAUUUUGAUGUCUACAUCAUGGAAACUAGUAGCCAUCAGACGAAGUCUGAACUGGACCAGUAUCUGGAAGAAUCACUGUUGCCACGUGUUCCGGACUUUGACGUUUUGGGCUGGUGGAAGCUAAACAAACUCAAGUACCCUACGCUUUCAAAAAUGGCCAGGGAUAUAUUGUCUGUCCCGGUCUCAAGCGUUCCUCCAGAAUCUGUCUUUGAUACAAAAGUGAAAGAGAUGGAUCAGUAUCGAAGUUCCUUGCGGCCAGAGACAGUGGAGGCCAUUGUAUGUGCGAAAGACUGGAUGCAGUAUGGAGCAGCCGAAGCUUCCAACGCGCUCGUGAAAAUGGAGUUCUAGAUUUUAUUCAUGUAUUUUUGGUUUACGUAGAGGGUGUGAAAGAAAGACCGCAUCAUGCAUCGCGAUAUUUGAUGAACCUACACGUUCUCAUUUAGGUGGUUGUACUCUCUAUGAUGGUAGGUUCUUGUAUUUUACUUGUAGUUCCUAGUUAUAUGUUAGGCUAUGUUGGUGACAUUUAAUGUGUAGAUUUGGACGUGAAUGCCUAUAUUCUAGUUUACUUCCGUGAAUUAGAUGCUAGAACAGAUGCCCUCCUCAAGGUGAGAUAUGUUGAUGUAAUAAUUUAACUCAAUAUUCAAUCACUGCUAUUCAUGGGCUG
Vigna angularis (adzuki bean) is the source of this 4353-nucleotide messenger RNA. RefSeq names its product zinc finger BED domain-containing protein DAYSLEEPER. Lineage: Eukaryota; Viridiplantae; Streptophyta; Magnoliopsida; Fabales; Fabaceae. Bases 342 to 4037 code for a protein of 1231 amino acids. Gene Ontology annotation, molecular function: protein dimerization activity; DNA binding. The transcript is spliced from 2 exons. The record is from RefSeq and is a predicted model, not a curated record.